AUGGGAAUAGGUAUUUCACUUAUACUCGAUUUAAACAGUAAAGACUUACAACAAUAUAGUUCUGGUAUACGUUUCAUAAUUUUUAUUUUUCAAACUAUCAAUUUACGAUUUUGUGGUUUUCAAUCGUUUGAUAUUAGUUUAUUUGCAACAGCAACACUUCUUGUCUAUUUAUUAUUGAUGGCUACUAAACCACAAAUGUUGUGUGCACUUGAUGAAUCACCAUUUGAAAUCUAUUGGUUGACUCUAGAGGCUCAAGCAGAAGUCGAUGCUGAAACAAAUAAUAACAAAAGAAAUACGUCAAAGUCACUUCCACUGAUGUUACAACGUGCAUUCUCGAUGACACCAACCACAACCACAGACACCUCGCUGUUCAAACAAAUGAAAGGUUUUCUACGUCGACAAAGUCUUGUCACUAAAGAACUCGCAAAAAAAGAACUUUCCAAAAGUAUUGAUAAUGAAAAAACCAAUCCAAAACGUUCAAAACGUAUCAAAGCUUUACGUUUACGUUUGUUUCUUAUUCAUUUUAUCAGAGCACUAUUUAAACAUACAUUUGAUUUUUUUAUAUUGACACGAACUUGGUUAUUUGUCUUUAUAUUUCUUAUUUGUGCUAUUGAAUAUCGUCGAAUGUCACCAGCCGAUCCAGAUAUUACACUUUUGAAGAUUAUUUUUGAGAUUAUUUCUGCUUUUGGUGGAGUUGGUAUGUCUCUUGGUUAUCCCAACAAGACAACAAGCUUUGCUUCUAUACUUUCUGCUGGAAGUAAAGUGAUACUUAUUGCAACUAUGUUGAUGGGUCGACAUCGUGGUUUACUAGCAUCAAUGAAAGAUCAAGAAGUGAUAGAAUAUAGUGCUAUAAAUAUAUUAGUUCGUCGACGUGAAGAAUACAUCCUUCGAUUUCAAACUUCUAGGAUGCACGAAACAAUAGUCAAAGAAAAAAACGAUGAUUCAACAGUCGUACAUUUCUAG
Rotaria sp. Silwood1 is the source of this 963-nucleotide messenger RNA. Lineage: Eukaryota; Metazoa; Rotifera; Eurotatoria; Philodinida; Philodinidae. The record is from the annotation of a GenBank genome assembly.